CUUUAUCCGGCCACAAACAGAAUCCUGAAGGAACAUUUACGAGACAGAAAGCAGGAAUUCACAUCCUUCAGUUUAAUCGAGAUAUGUCUGAAGAUUGCAGAAGCCAUGGACUACCUCUCCUCAAAUAACAUCGUCCACCGUGACAUAGCUACUCGUAACUGUGUAGUGUGCUCUGGUGACAUGGUGAAAAUUUCUGAUGCUGCAUUUUCUUGGAGCCUGUUCCCAGAUGAGUAUAUGUAUGAUUCUGACCGUGAACGAUGGCUUCCUGUGCGAUGGAUGGCCCAGGACAGUCUUCAGUCUGGUUUCUACAGUACUACUACAGAUGUGUGGUCAUAUGGCGUUUUAAUGUGGGAGGUGAUGUCACGAGGUGUUUUGCUGCCCUACUUUGAUAUUGAAAAUAAUGAGGAUAUCAAAGAUCAUGUGAUUAAUGGCUAUCGUCUGGGGAAACCGGAUACGGUACCGGAUGAAAUGUACAUCCUUAUGAUGUCCUGUUGGGAUACCAAUCACAGCCAGCGCCCUGCUUUUGUACGCAUUAUUGAGCGUUUGAUAGACAUUCUGAAUCCACAAGAACCAUCACAUAGAAUGUAUCAGAACCAGGAGGAGCUUCCGGAGUACGGAAAUUUAACAAAUGAUCCACCGAAGCUUCCAUCACGGGCCAACAUGCCAGCAAACAAUGGCAAUGUCAACUUUGGCUUCAGAUAAUGAUAAAGAUGUGGUUGAGCCUUUGACUGAGGUCAAGGUCAUUGCAUCAUCAGGGCAAGAUAAUGAUUUUUUCGUAAGUUCAUAGUUAUCACACAACCAGUUUGUGAGAAUGUUCAAUCAAUGAUCACCUUAAUGACUAGAUGUUCGAUUUGACAAAUCAUUUUGUGCCAUAUCUACUUAAGAAGUAUUUUGUAUGUUAGCAUUCAUUCAGUGUUUGUUCAUUUGUUUCCCCAUGAACAUUCCUGUAGUAGCUGGUGGCUACCUCAUUGAACAACAUACCAUCACAUGCCAUCCAGAUCUAAAGCAAUGAGGGUAAAGUGUCUUGCUUAAGGACACAACUACAACAGCAUUGACUGGUCCGUUUUACAGCUUCUGAGAAACGCGUCAAACGUCACAGGUAGCGAGCAUCAAGCCAUGCACCUUUGAUCUUCACCAGUGGUUAUGUAGGCUGGCGCUCUAGUUAACCGAGUUAUUACUGUCUCCUCUCUGUUCAAUGAAAGGAGAUAUGGACAUCUCAUCAAAACAGAUAUAUGUAGGAUAUGUGUGUCUGGUACUACAAAAUAUGGUCAAACAAAUUGUAUCUGGUUCAACAAACUAUUCAUUUUAUCUAGACAUGCACUAUAAAAUUUCUCCAAUGAAACAAGAUAUCCUCUUUUUAUUCUUCUGUCCAAGAAUAAAGGUUUUCCCUUAAUAGAAUAAAGACAAGAUUAAUGCUGUCUAUGGAUAAAUGAUUGUUAAAACUAGAUAAGACUAGAAAGGGAAAACCUUUCGCAAAGACAGAAAACUUUAAUCUAUUUUAUUUUUUAAAUAGAAUGAACUGAUUUGGAUCUAGAUGAUCUUUGAGAUUAUCAAGAUAAAUACAGAAGUUGUACCCUUUCUAAACAAUGACUGUCUAGAUGACCUGGAAUAUGAUUUUGUUCGGCACUGCUUAUAUCACAAUUUGUCUUUCAAAUAAAAAAAAAGAUAUUGUCACAUGUGAUGUGUACAUAAUUGAGUGAUCAAAUAUAUUUUUAUAUUUUUAUAUGAGAAAUGCAUGAUGCAUAAUAUUGAUACCAAACUUUUGUAUAAACAACAUGUUGUAUGUAGCCAGGGUAUGAUAAAGGUCUGCCAGUGUAUGCUUGUGUGUAUUCCCUUUAUAUAUUAUAAACAUGUAUCUGGCAAGACACAUGGCGAGACUUAAACAUAUAAUGAUAUAUUACCUAGAGACACUAAAUCAUAUAUAUAUAUGUAUAUAUCAUGUUGUAUUUGGCAUAUUCAUGUCAGGGAUAAUUCUAUAAGCCCAAAGUCUCAUGCUCAAAUUUGGUGUCGAAGGUACUAAAAAAUUUUACUUUGAAAGUAUUAUGAUAUAAGAUUGGAUAAUUUUUUUUUCGCCUACCUGCCGGCUUGUACAGUAAUUAUAAAUCUGUACACGCCUACAACACAAAAAACUGUGUAAAGACCACGAGUACCACAAAGGAUUUUUGCAAUGAUGAUUCAAAUUUUUGUGGUUAUACAAACAUAAGAAACCAAAUUGUUUUGUUCUGUUUUGCAAAAUGAAGCAAAGCUUAAUUUACUCUACUGAAUAUUCUGUUUUCGAGAACCUAUUUUUUGCAAUUGUAUCAUUAAUAUUAUCGAAAAUAUCCUAAAGAAGAAGCUAAUAAAUCGACAGGGUAUAUAAUAAUGACAUCCACAUCUAUGUCUCCCUAAACACGUGGUGGUGUUAUAAAAAUAAUCCCAAGGAAUUGUGAUAGUGUAAUCCUAAACUCAUUUUUAUAUAUGCAUGCAUAUUAAUUUUAAUUAAUUUUCAUUUCUAAUUUAUGUGCUUUAAUUAAUAUGAUUAGUUCUCUCUCUCGAUAACAGGGGAAUGUUAAGUUUUUUGGUGCAAAUGUUGAAAGACAUCUCGGUAAACUCCUAUAUGUAAGUGUAUUAGGGUUCUGAUAUUUUGUUUCAGGGUUACUGUGUGUGUUUAUACUACCCAGGAAUUAUUUUCCGGAGUCAAACAUGUUUCAUAAUAUGUUCAAUGCUUACUAUAUUGCAAAACCUAAUUCAUGCUACAUGUAUGUCUGUUUUACCUUUAAAUAUUGUAGUAUUUUUUUGUUAAAAUAUUAGUAUGUUGCAAUAUAGAUUCCAGUUGGUGAACUCAACCA
Molecule: messenger RNA, 2828 nt
Organism: Pecten maximus
Lineage: Eukaryota; Metazoa; Mollusca; Bivalvia; Pectinida; Pectinidae
Product: tyrosine-protein kinase RYK-like
Exons: 5
Coding region: 106-702 (198 amino acids)
Biological process (GO): positive regulation of kinase activity; cell surface receptor protein tyrosine kinase signaling pathway; multicellular organism development
Cellular component (GO): signaling receptor complex
Molecular function (GO): ATP binding; transmembrane receptor protein tyrosine kinase activity
Source: RefSeq, a predicted model, not a curated record